Messenger RNA from Arabidopsis thaliana (thale cress), 806 nucleotides. RefSeq names its product AGAMOUS-like 102 (gene AGL102). Gene Ontology annotation, molecular function: DNA binding; protein dimerization activity; RNA polymerase II transcription regulatory region sequence-specific DNA binding. Gene Ontology annotation, biological process: DNA-templated transcription; positive regulation of transcription by RNA polymerase II; regulation of DNA-templated transcription. The transcript has 2 exons. The record is from RefSeq and is marked reviewed. NCBI's taxonomy places the organism in Eukaryota, Viridiplantae, Streptophyta, Magnoliopsida, Brassicales, Brassicaceae. The coding region runs from base 38 to 592 and encodes 184 amino acids. Gene Ontology annotation, cellular component: nucleus.
AACACCAACAACAAAAACAUCUCUCUAAAACUAAGAAAUGGGUCGUAGAAAAAUAGAGAUAAAAUUUAUUGAAGAUAGCAUCGAAAGGAAAGCGACGUUUUCAAGACGCCGAAAUGGCAUUUUUAAGAAGGCUGAUGAACUCGCGAAGUUGUGUAAUGUAGAGAUUGCUGUCUUGGUCAUCUCCCCCACUAAUAUACCAUACACAUACGGUUAUCCAUGCUUCAACGAUGUGGUUGAGCGUAUUCAAAAUCCUAGUGCUUCGUCCAAACUCAGGAGUCUCAUGAAAGAAUUGGAACAAAUCAAAGAGUUUCAGGAGGAUUUGAGGAAGAAACAGCAAAGAAACCUUGAAAAGUCCAAUAUGAAAGAGAAUGUAGAUCUGAAAUUGGAGGACUUAGUUGCUUUCAAGGCGAAACUCGAGGCCUAUCAAGCAGGUUUAAAGAGGAAACAUGUAGAGAUGGAGGAUUUGUCUUCUCCAUCGAUACUCUCAAAGAAUACAAAGAAUAAGAUGAUGAGGACCGAGUAUUCGUCUGGACAGAGCAAAGGAAUGUAUGAGUUUCGGGCUUUCGGCCCAGGAUUUCUUGGAACUAUUUAGAACAAUCGUCAAAAUAAAUAUAAAUAUAUAAUUAUUUAUAUCAUAUAAAUCAAUUACCGUUUAUUUUUCUUUCCAAAAGUUUAAGGAAUAAAUUUUGGUUGCUUUAGUUUGAAGGAAGUUGUGUCCUCCAUCUUGUUAUCUUUUCAAUCGGAUUUUCGUAAUGAAAUGUUUUUUAUAUAUAAAUAAUAUACAAUAUAUGUGAUAAUUUUGGAAA